CCUCGUCAUUAGAAUCCACAUCCCAACGUCGCAGAACAGCCGUUCGAGUUUCGUUCCGGCACCAGCCGAAGUUUUUUCAGUCUAGUGCGUCGAAGGAACCUAUGCUGCUCUUUCGCACUCGCUCGAAGGUGAAGGUCGGCCAGCUUCACCGCUACAGAGUCACAUAUGUGCCGGCCGCUGAGAACGUCUUCCCGCCUCCCAAGUCGUUGUAUCUGCGGGUGCGCAACACCGAGGCCUACCCUCUCCGCGCAGCUUAUCUGAACGGCCCGUUUAUUCUUUACGUCGAUGUGAAGCCUUCCAACUUUGAUCCGUACAAGACCACGACAAGCGUAUACGAUGAGCCGGCUUUCGAACCCCAGGUCAAGGCCUCGCAAUCCUUCUAUGCCGAGCUCAAGAUGGAUCCAAAACGAACCGAACACUCGUGGACGAUCGAUGUCGUCAGUCAGCUCAUCUUUUCCGCCUCGGCCACCGUCUCUUUCGAACUCUCGAUCGGACGUGAGAAGGAAGCGGUGCACCUCGACUCUGAGCCGGGUUUGUUCUCAAAGGCUCUUGUUGUGGCCCAUCAGGAUACGGCCGCGAUCUGGAGUUCACCCAGACCUGAGCUUGGCAAGGACGUGCAUCUUGUGGUUAUCAGUCAUGGUCUUCACUCUAACACCGGGGCCGACAUGCUAUUUGCCAAAGAGCAGAUCGAAAAGGCCGCUGCCGCUGCCGGCGAGAACGUGAUUGUUAGAGGGUAUUUCGACAACGUAUGCAGGACAGAAAGAGGAGUGAAGUAUCUGGGUAAGAGGAUGGCAAAGCACAUUGCGACCACGCUGCGGGACCCUCAGAUCAAGAAGAUCUCGUUUGUUGGCCACUCUCUCGGAGGCCUCGUCAUGACCUAUGCAAUUGCCUACAUCCAUGCCCACUAUCCAGAUUUUUUCGAAGAGAUCGAGCCUAUCAACUUCAUAGCCUUGGCCACACCAUUUCUGGGAAUCUCAAAUGAAAAUCCGCUGUAUGUGAAGUUUGCUCUGGACUUUGGGUUUGUCGGUAAAUCCGGCCAGGAUCUGGGCCUUACUUGGAAGCCAGCUACACCUUUCACCCCCUCUUCGGCGGUUGCUUCAAAGCCGCUCCUAAGGAUUUUACCCACUGGCCCUGCUGCGGAGAUCUUACGUCGAUUUAAACGACGGACUGUGUAUGCGAACGCAGUGAACGAUGGAAUUGUACCCCUGCGAACCUCUUCGUUAUUAUAUCUCGACUGGCGAGCGCUCUCCAAGGCAGAGAAGGCCCGGCACGGUGAGCGGGUGGGCACGAGCAACGGCUCGCCUGGAGAGGAUUCACAUAUGGAUCUAGCUCAUCAUCAUCAUCAUCGCCAGGAUUCAAAACCCGGUGUGGGUGAAGCAGAAGAUUCGGCAGGCGAAGAGAGCUUUGACGAUGCGGAAAAGCGGGCAGAUGGACCGGGGAAAAUGAAUGUGCCGAAUACUUCAACACAGCAGAAGAACGCAAACAGCAAUCCUCUGGCGCCUUUGCAGUAUGCAUUUUCGUUCCUUCGGCCACAUGCUACGUCUGUGCUUGAAUCUGCGACGUCUAUAAUCAACCCGCCGCUACCUCCCCGAGAUUUCAUCUUGAACGUGGAGUCGAGACCCAAGACAAUUUUCCAUGAUCGGAUAUACUAUCCCGAGGAUCUUCCGCAAAAGCCACAGAGCAAAUCAAAGCCAAUACUACCUGAGAAGGCACGGGUGGAGGAAAAGAUAGCUCGCGCGUGGCACGAUCGCAUGUCGUGGAGGAAAGUGUUGGUGCAGCUGGAGCCAGAUGCGCAUAACAAUAUUAUUGUGCGUCGGACGUUUGCCAAUGCUUAUGGAUGGCCAGUCAUAGAACAUCUGGUGGAACACCAUUUCAGGGAUCCUUACGAUCCAGAGAUUGCCAACAAUAAGGAAUCGGAUGCGAAAGAUCAUGCUGAUGCCGGGAAGAUCGCGGGCGGUGAAGAUCAGACAAAGAAGUUUGCUUCUCUGCAAGAACAUGAGUCUUUUGGGACAAUGAACAGCGUGUCUUGGGAUGAAUCAGCUUUUCAGGUCACCGAUAGCGAGGACGACGAUGGAGAGCAUAGCGGAGAAAACGCGAUUGUGAGAAGGGCGUCGGUUUCACGGGAAGAAGUCAUGUCGGGAAGUUAUUUGCAGAAUAUAGUUGGAUCAGGGAGUGAGAUGAUGAAUUAUAUCAGUGAGUGGACGCCGAUGAAGUUGUACAGUGAUAUGGUUGGCUCUCCGGUGUCUUCAGAAAAGAGUGGCGGUCAUCGGAAGAGUGAUUAG
This is a messenger RNA of Myxozyma melibiosi, 2282 nucleotides long. RefSeq names its product putative serine esterase-domain-containing protein. The transcript has 4 exons. Gene Ontology annotation, molecular function: monoacylglycerol lipase activity. The record is from RefSeq and is a predicted model, not a curated record. NCBI's taxonomy places the organism in Eukaryota, Fungi, Ascomycota, Lipomycetes, Lipomycetales, Lipomycetaceae. Bases 102 to 2282 code for a protein of 726 amino acids.